This is a messenger RNA of Contarinia nasturtii (swede midge), 1210 nucleotides long. RefSeq names its product homeotic protein labial-like. NCBI's taxonomy places the organism in Eukaryota, Metazoa, Arthropoda, Insecta, Diptera, Cecidomyiidae. The record is from RefSeq and is a predicted model, not a curated record. The coding region runs from base 314 to 1210 and encodes 298 amino acids. The transcript has a single exon.
AAGCUGAAGCGGUCAAAUCACGACACCAACAAUCACAGUGUUAUUGAGUGCUGGAGAACGGGCGCACGUUUCGACACAUUUAGAAACAUUGGAUGUUUACGAAUAAAAAUUCUAGUUCGAUGUGUUGAAACCAAAAGUGUAUAUUUUACGAAUUUCAACCAACAAAUUUGAAUUUCAUGCUUAGUGAAAUAAUUGAAACAGUGGAACUUGUGACAUUUCUUUGCGGCGAUUUUUAUUUUAUUAUUUCCAACCAAAAGUGAAUCAAACCGAAAAAAAGUGAAGUGAAGUUGAAAAAAAAAACGCGAAAGAAAAUAUGAUGGACAUUGGAAUGUACGGUGAACAUUAUCAAGUUGGUGAAAUGUCAACGACAAGCUCUGCAUAUAAUUACUAUCCGAAUUAUCAUCACAAUCAUUUGCAUCAUCAUCACCACAUGCACCACAACCCGACGGCCGAAAUUCUUUCCGGAUUCACAGCUCAAAAUCAUGCAUCAAAUCAAGCACCGGCCGCAAUAAAUACAUCGUCAAAUCAUUCGUUGAGCAGCAUGUACCACGAGUAUGGCAUAACAAUGUCGAAUAAUGAGCAUAAUUUCUAUGAUACCGACAGCAAUAUGGUGCAAUCAUACUAUACAAAUCAAUCGAAUGCAAGUGAACAUCAUGGAUUAUCAACGGCAUCACAUCAAACGACACCCACUUCGGUGUCUUCAUCCAGCAACGAUGUUCUCUCCGAAACGGCUGCAUCUCAUAUAAUUAGUUCGGAUAAUGGUUUAAGUUAUACAAAUUUAGAUUAUAUGUACAGUUCGGGACAUUCAAACCAACUCUACUUACAUCAACCAGAUGAUAAAUCAAUAAUUGCCCAUCCAUAUAAUCAUACACCGCCAGCCGCCAAUCUCGAUAGUAAUUUACAUUCGCAACAACAUUCGACUGUUUGGCAAUCACAACAAACAACGCCAAAUCAUCCGCAUCAUGGAACUGGAUACUUGGAUAACCCUGUAAAUGCUCAUCAGAUUGGAGUUGGUCAUGUUCCAUGUCUGCAAAAUCAAUCACCAUUGGGCACCAGUCCAAAUGGAAUUCAUCCACGAUCAUUGAACAAUCGCAAUGAACAACCGCAAUCGCAGCAAAACACACAAAAUCAAACACAGCACGGACAAACAGUUCAAACUUACAAAUGGAUGCAAGUCAAACGAAAUGUACCCAAACCACCAGGUAUUUAA